AUGAACCUUAAAAUCACCAUUAAUUAACAAGCCUCAAUAAAUGAUAAACUAAUAAUAGUCAAUUUAGAAUAAAUACUUAUCUUUAGAGAUAAUACAUUCAAUAAGAUUGAUUGUGAUUAAUAAAUAUCACUGAAAGAUGCAGUUCAGAUUUCAUAGAUCUUAAAAGAUUGUAAAUUAUUAAACCUAUAAAAUUAGAGGGAGUCUUAAAUUAUGAAGGAGAGAUCAAUUAAUAAAUUAUAACUUACUUAGAAGCUUGUGGAUUGUAUAGUUAAGGUUAAGGGUAUUUUAUAAAAAGAAUAUUAUAAACUAAGAAAAUCAAUUUUACAUAAUAAGAGUUCAAUAAUUGCUAUGGGAAAUAUGAUUAUAUUGAAUAGAAAUUUUAGAAUCAAAUGAAUUUAUUCAAAUAAGUUGAUUUGAAUGGAAACUAAGAAACAAUAGAUGAGAAUGAAUUAUUGAAUGAUGGUGUAUAAGUUAAAUAAGUUGAAAGUUGUGCAUCUAAACCUAGAGCAUGUGCAAAUUGUACUUGUGGAAGAAAAGAAAUGGAGUAUAAAUAAAAAUGAUUUAAUUUUAGAGAGAAAUAAGAUCAAGAAUAGUUACUAGAAUAAUUAAAAAAUAAUUCUGUUAAAGGUUGCGGAAGUUGUUAUCUAGGAGAUGCUUUUAGAUGUGCAAAUUGUCCAUUUAGAGGUAUUUAAUAAUUAAAUGAUUUUUAGGAUUGCCUGCAUUUAAAGAUGGAGAAUAAGUAAAAGUCUUAUAAGAUGAUGUAAAUUUACAAGAAUAAGAAGAGAAUAAUUAAAUUAAAUUGGAGAAUGGAAAAGUUAAAUUAAAGAUAUGAU
Paramecium pentaurelia is the source of this 833-nucleotide messenger RNA. Lineage: Eukaryota; Ciliophora; Oligohymenophorea; Peniculida; Parameciidae. The record is from the annotation of a GenBank genome assembly.